UGAUUACGUCACACAGCAACAACUAAGCGUCAAAAUGGCGGACACUUAGCAGGUGUCCGAUAGGUAUCCAUACAUCACAGUAGCUUUAGCGAUUAUAACAAGAAGCAUGCCUAAGAAAAAGGGGAAAUCAGGAAAAUCCAAAAAGGGAGGAAAGAAAAAGGGCAAAUCCUCCGCAAAGGAAGGGUCUAAGCCAGCAAAAGCAGACCCAAUGGCCCCAAUGUUCGUGCAGCCCCCACCUCGACCAGGCGAAAGGUUAGUGGAACUUUUAAAGAAGAAUCCUGUGGAUGAAAAGGAGAUUCACGGAUACAAAGUGACUAACAGAGUCCUAAAACAGCUGACCCCUCAGGAAAUCAGAGAUCUGUUGAUGGUGUUUGAGCUGUUUGAUAAUAACAGUGAUGGAUACCAUGGGUCAGCCGAACUUCGUCGUGCAAUGAGAGCCUUAGGAUUCAAAUGUUCUAGGGAGGAGGCCAAGCAAAUGAUAGCCGAUACGAGUCUUAAGGGCAAAAGUAUGAUAGAUUUCCCAGAGUUUCUGGAGGCAGUGAUUGACAGACAGGGUGAUGCAAGAGACAUGUAUGAUGAAAUACUCAAAGGCUUCAACAUGUUUGAUUACGAAAAGACGGGAGCAAUAUCUCUGGAUGGUUUGAAACUGGCUUGUGAAGAUGCUGGUAUCAAGUUUACACAGAAGGAGUUAGAAGAGAUGAUUGAAGAGGCUGAUCUCAAUGGCGACGGCAAAGUUGACCAAUCAGAAUUUAUUCGAAUCAUGCUGCAGACAAACUUAUUCUAGGCCCAUCAGAUUUUAGGUUUGUGUGUCUCAACACACUGUGACAUUGAACUGACAGCUUAUUUUGGAAGACAAUGGUUCAGUAAUUAUCUUCCAUUCAAUGGGAAAUAUUCAAUUUUCAAGCUUGCGAUUGGAAUUGUUUAUGAGUAUUUGCAAUACCAGUAUCUUAUUGAAGAUCUCAAAGAUUCCAUCUCUACCAAAACCAGCCUUACUAUGACCAUUGUUGUAAUUUGGUGUAGAAUUUUUCAUUCUGCUUCAGGGAUGUGUUUGUUUUUACACAGUAAUUCCUUUAUCUAGCUACUUUCUAUGAUCUUAUUUUUUUGGAAUCAUUUAUAUUUUGUUAAAGUAUUUAGCAAUGGAAAGUCUUUGAGGGUAAAAUUUCAUACAAUAUUGAAUUCAUAUACUUUUAAACUCCAAAAGGAUACAGAUAUUUUGCAAUGAAUUGAUUAGCAUUCCAGGAUUUGACUACCCUAUACAGUUGUAUUAUUCUUAUUCUGUGAUAUAACAAAAGUGUGUGUAAUGAGUGUGUCUGAUUGAAAAAUUGUAUUGUCAUAUAUUUCACAUUUACAAACCAUUAUCAUCUACAUAUGAAGUCUAUAUUUUUUGUAAAUAAAAUUUCAUUUAAUCAUUA
This is a messenger RNA of Pecten maximus, 1412 nucleotides long. RefSeq names its product caltractin-like. The transcript is spliced from 5 exons. Lineage: Eukaryota; Metazoa; Mollusca; Bivalvia; Pectinida; Pectinidae. The coding region runs from base 107 to 784 and encodes 225 amino acids. Gene Ontology annotation, cellular component: centrosome; centriole. The record is from RefSeq and is a predicted model, not a curated record. Gene Ontology annotation, molecular function: calcium ion binding. Gene Ontology annotation, biological process: mitotic cell cycle; centriole replication.